Molecule: messenger RNA, 2401 nt
Organism: Zingiber officinale
Lineage: Eukaryota; Viridiplantae; Streptophyta; Magnoliopsida; Zingiberales; Zingiberaceae
Product: protein SOSEKI 3-like
Exons: 6
Coding region: 269-1975 (568 amino acids)
Source: RefSeq, a predicted model, not a curated record
CAUCUCACUUUUCCCUCGUCGUGUAAGGCAACGACGAGCGGCAGCCCACCGCCACCACCACCUCCUCCUCCUCCUUCUCCGCCGCUUCUUGACCUCACCUCCAUUAUUUUAUACUUCUUCUCCUCUUCCUGCUUCUUUCUCCCCCUCAAGUCUCUCUUAAUUUCAUGCGAUUGUCGAUUUCACCGUUGAAUUCCACCAAUUGACAGUUCUUGUAGAAUGGCGUGAGGAAAGCCGCAAAAGAUAGGGGUGUGAACCAAGGAGAGGGUUAAUGGAGACGAGAAUGAGGAGGUACGCGCCUCAAGCCAGCCCGGAACGUACCAAAGUGUGGACGGAACCGCCGCAGAAGCACCACCACCACACGCAGGAGCGCCACCAGGGCGGGAGGAUUCCGGUGGUCUAUUACCUCUACCGGAAUUUCCAUCUCGAGCACCCGCACUUCAUUGAAGUUCCCAUCUCCUCACCCGAGGGACUCUACCUCAGAGAUGUGAUCGAGAGGCUUAAUGUUCUGAGAGGGAAGAAGAUGGCCGCCAUGUAUUCGUGGUCUUGCAAAAGGAGCUACAAGAAUGGAUUCGUGUGGCAUGAUCUCUCCGAGGACGAUCUGAUCCUGCCGGCGCAGGGGAAUGAGUAUGUGCUCAAAGGUUCCGAGAUUGUGGAUCAAACUCCUCCAGAUCGGAACAAUCACGGGAAUCUGAAGCAUCCUCCUCAGGAUCCAUCGCCAAGCAAUUAUAAGGGCCUAGAGGCUUCUUGUUCUCCAUCUUCUUCAGCCUUCGCAAUCAAGGAGACAAAGCUUCCCCCAGUAUCACCUAAACAUCCCUCAGCUCCCCCUUCUAUGCAAGAAGCUGAGUUAUUCCUCUCGACUCAUAGAUUGGGUUCCUUGGGGAAUUUUUCGCCUGAGCCUGGUGGUAGAAGUGCCCCACCUUCAGUGGCAGGAUCCCCAAAUCCAUCCGAGUACAAAAUCUCCAAGCCCCUGGUUGGAUCUCAGGAUGCUUCAACCCAAACUGAGGAUGGAGAGGUACCAAGAACCCGUAAAGUGCGAAAUGCUGGUGCCUCUAUCAGUGAUAGUUCUCCACUAAAUGGCUGCAAUGAGCAGGCUCUGCGUUUGAAGAGGGAACCUGAGAUUGUUAUAGCAGGGAGAUCAUCAGCAACAACAAUUUCAAGUGAUACUUCUUCUGGGAGGAUGAAUACGUUAGAGUCGUUGAUGCAAGAUGAAGUGAACAGGAGGAAUAAUCUUAGUGUUCUGGAAGGCGAAGAAGUUUUCCACCCAAGUGGGCCAAAAUUUAAAGCCGCAAGUAUGCUUAUGCACCUGAUCACUUGUGGGUCGACCACUGUUAAGAACCACUAUGGCUUUGGAUUUGCGCCAAUCUAUAGACCAAGGUUCACCGACGGAAACUUUACCUCGCCAUUGUCUGCCAAUUCACUUGCUAUGGGUGAGAUAAACUGCAUUGCAGAGAGCCAAAGAGAAAUAGGCAAGGGGCUAAAGCAGAAUGAAAGUUUUGGAAGGAGCAUUAUUGAAACAAAGUACAAAGAAGAAAUUAGCGGACAUCCUAGUGUAAAACAAUCCUCUUCAAUUGGUGAAAACAGAAUUCUCAAUAUGUCUUAUUCCACAAGAGAUAGUAUUAGGGAAGUUGAUUCAUCUCUGUCUAAGUUUCUCCCUAAGACUAUCAAACUCGCAAGUUCCAAGCAUUCAAGGAAUGAUCGGAAUGAAUCAACAGCGAUCCCAGUUUCAGAUACAAGAACAUCUUCUGCCACACCAGAUAUUUGCAAAUCCUCGCCAUUCAGUUCAUCGAAUGGGGGAAGCAAACGGAUUAUUGGUAGUUCCUUGGUGAAUGAAACAUCUGCUAGGUUAGAUACAUUUGAAAACAAGAUUCCUUCUCAAGAGAAAGUGAUCAAAAUUGAAGAAAGGCUUACUUCAGGAGCUCGUGUUAUCAUCCAAUCUGGAUCUCGAAGUGACGACAGCGAAGGUGGUUCUGAUUGACAACAGGAUCCACUACCGUCAUCUCUCUAAUUUGGCAAUCAGUUAUGUUCUUAACUGUUGUAGUUGGAAGGAAGACAAUCUACGGCUUUCAAUGUUGUUCCUUUUCCACUUAAUUCUAGUUGUUCUAAGUUUCCUUCCUUUGCAAACUCUUGAAAGGAACUUAAUAGUUCCCUGCCUGAAAAGAAAUCUUGUUCUUCCAUAAAUGUCUUUUUGACUUUUAAGCCUCCCUGAUUGCACGAUUACCCGAGAAGAACAAUGCAUUGUGUAUCGACAAGCCAAGUUUCCACUCAGUUUACGAUGGUUGAAGAAUGAAGAACAAGCUGCUCCAAGUGACAACACUGUUUAUGAUAUUUUGUACAGAUGUAAAAACUACAAAGGCGGUUGUAAUCUUUUGACCAUUUAUAUCAAGGGAUAAUUCUAGAGUUA